AUGUUACAAAAUGCAUUACUGGGAAAAAUUAUAACACUUAUUGAAGAAUCCAAUUUAAAUGUUAUAUGUAUAAAAACAAUAACUGCUGCUAAUGGUACAAUAAAGAGAUAUUGGACAGAAAAGUCAAAUGAAACACCUAAUACCGGUAUCAAAUUAAUUGUUGCAAUAAUGUGGCAAGGAGAAUCAGCCGUUAAAAAAGUUUCUAAUCUAUGUACUGCCUUUAAAAAGCAAUAUGGAGUAAGUGAAUCAGCACUGUCUUGCAGUCAAAAUCUUGAAGAAGCGAAUGAUGAAUACAAACGUUGUGCCGAAGAUAAAAAAACAGCAAUUCAACAACCAAUUCCAAUUGUGAUAAAACUGCCUACUCCUGAACUCCCCAAUGAUACAGCAGACGAAGUAGAUAAACCAGCUGAGGAGAGAGCAGAUUCAAUUAGUAGUGUGGUGACCCAAUGUGUGGAUACUGUAUCACCGAACGAUAAAAAUACUUAG
Molecule: messenger RNA, 486 nt
Organism: Enterobius vermicularis (human pinworm)
Lineage: Eukaryota; Metazoa; Nematoda; Chromadorea; Rhabditida; Oxyuridae
Source: the annotation of a GenBank genome assembly